This is a messenger RNA of Tilletiopsis washingtonensis, 1941 nucleotides long. RefSeq names its product DEAD-domain-containing protein. Gene Ontology annotation, molecular function: ATP binding; RNA binding; RNA helicase activity. Lineage: Eukaryota; Fungi; Basidiomycota; Exobasidiomycetes; Entylomatales. Gene Ontology annotation, biological process: rRNA processing. Bases 20 to 1840 code for a protein of 606 amino acids. The transcript has 7 exons. The record is from RefSeq and is a predicted model, not a curated record. Gene Ontology annotation, cellular component: nucleolus.
CCCACUCCCUGCCCUCACCAUGUCCACACCCGCACUGUACAAGAAGACCAAGCGCGCCGCGCCUGCCGAGCUCGACGCGCCUGCGUCGCCGUCGCAGGUCGAGGUCGAGGAGAAGAAGCGCCGCAAGCAGGCCAAGAAGGAGGCCAAGCGGCUCGCGGCGUCCGCCAGUGACGCCGGCACCUCGGCUGCUGCUGCCUCUGCGCCGGCUAGCGCCUCCACGAAGCGCCCGGCAGAGGAGGAGCAACCGGCCGCGUCCACGAGCGAUGCCGCCGAGGACAAGAAGGCGGCCAAGCGGCGCCGCAAGGAGGAGAAGAAGGCUGCAAAGGCCGCCUCUGUGCCCUCCUCCUCGUCUGCCGUCGACCAGUCUGCCGCCAUCAUGAGUGCGCUGGGCAAGACCAAGCCGGCCGCGCCGGCUGCCGCCGAGCCGCAGUCGACCAACUCGGCCGCGGCGCGUGCCUACAUGGAGGCCAACAACAUCACCCUCGAGCUCGUCGGCGACUCGCACGUCGGCAAGCCGCCGCUGCCGAUGCUCAGCUUCGACGAGCUGGUCGGCAAGGUUGACCAGCGCCUCAAGGACGAGCUGGACCGCAACGGCUUUGCCAAGCCCACGCCGAUCCAGGCCUGCUGCUGGAGCGUGCUGCUGGGCGGCAAGGAUGUGGUGGGCAUUGCAGAGACUGGCUCGGGCAAGACGUUUGCGUUCGGCCUGCCGGCACUGCAGCGGAUUAUUGAGGCCGGAGGAGCCAACGGCGCCAGCUCCGGCAAGAAGGGCAAGAAGGACUCUGCCGUGCCGGAGGUGUCGGUGCUUGUCAUCGCGCCGACGCGCGAGCUUGCCAUCCAGACGCACGAGCACAUGGCGAAGCUCGCACGCGCCGUCGGCCUCGGCAGCGUGUGCCUCUACGGCGGCGUGUCGAAGCCGGAGCAGCUGAAGCUGCUGCGCUCCUCGCCGAGCGUGCGCGUCGUUGUUGGCACGCCCGGCCGCGUGCUCGACCUUGCGCGCGAGGGCAACCUCGACCUGAGCAAGGUGUCGUACGUCGUGCUGGACGAGGCCGACCGCAUGCUGGACGUCGGCUUCGAGCCGGACAUCCGCGCCAUCGUCGGUAUGACGCAGUCGCGCGAGCAGGGCCGGCACACGAGCAUGUUCUCGGCCACGUGGCCGCCGGCCGUGCGCGGCCUGGCCGAGAGCUUCAUGAACGACCCGGUGCGCGUGACGGUGGGCAGCGACGAGCUGAGCGCGAACCACCGCGUGGAGCAGAGCGUCGAGGUGCUGGAGGACGGCCGGGCCAAGGAGCGGCGUCUCGAGGCCUUCCUGCGCAAGAUCGGCGCCGGCCCGCGCGGCAAGCGGCCGAACGACAAGGUGCUUGUGUUUGCGCUGUACAAGAAGGAGGCCCAGCGCGUCGAGGACACGCUGCGCCGCAACGGCUACAGCGUCGCCGGCAUCCACGGCGACCUCAACCAACAUCAGCGCAUGGCCAGCCUGGACGCGUUCAAGAAGGGCGAGACGCCGAUCCUCGUCGCUACCGACGUCGCGGCGCGUGGCAUCGACGUUCCGUCGGUCGAGUAUGUGGUCAACUACACCUUCCCGCUGACGAUCGAGGACUACGUGCACCGCAUCGGCCGCACGGGACGAGGCGGCAAGACGGGCAAAUCGAUCACCUUCUUCACGCAGGAGGACAAGUCGCACGCCGGCGAGCUGAUCCGCAUUCUCAAGGACUCGAACCAGCCCGUGCCCGAGGAGAUGAACCAGUUCCCCACCACGAUCAAGCGCAAGGAGCACUCGUCGUACGGUGCGCACUUCAAGGAGCUUGUGCCGGGCAAGGCCAAGAAGAUCGUCUUUGACUGAGAGAGGGAUUGCCGGCUCCCACCCCCUUGCCUGUUCCGCCUAGAGCUCGAUCUGCCAUGUAUCACGGCUGUACUUUCUCGCAACGCCGCUCCGUCACCGCG